CUUUACUUCCGGUUACCUCGAUUUCAUUGCCGGUUUUGGCGCACGUGUAAAAUUAGCUUAUUUUGUUAAUUUCUAGAAGAAUGGGUGAAGAAAACUUAAGCAAAAAAAAUUAAAAAUGUUUAGCUCUGCAUUGAGAAAAAGUUGUUUUUGGCUUGUCCAAUGUUCUAAAAGGCUAGGAGGACAAAGAUCUGGUUUUCUAUUAGCAACAAGAACCACACGUCUAACAUAUGCUCAAUGCAGUGAACUUAAAAGACGAAUGAAAGCAGAAAAAAAAGCUAAAGAAAAAGCUGAAAAAGGGCCUCAGAACACACCACAAGUUAACGAAUCAGACAAAGCUGUGAAACCAAAAGAUGAUGAAGAAAUUGAUGCAAAUGAAUACUUCAAGCUCAGGUCAAAAUCUAUUGCACAGCUUAAAGAAAAGGGACAAAACCCCUAUCCACACAAAUUUCAUGUACAGAUGUCUCUGUCCACAUUUAUUGACAAUUAUGACAGUACACCUAUGGGAGAAACUAGGGAAGAGGAAGUCACUGUGGCAGGAAGAGUUCAUGCUAAAAGAAUGUCCAGUUCCAAACUGAUAUUUUAUGACUUGAGAGCUGAAGGAGUCAAAAUCCAGGUCAUGUCAAAUGCAAAAUUUUUUGAACCAGAAGAUUCUUUUGAUGAAAUAAAUGACAAUAUAAAACGAGGGGACAUUAUUGGUGUUGUAGGAAAACCAGGUAAAACAAAAAGAGGAGAGCUGAGUAUUAUACCAAAGACAAUAACAUUAUUAUCUCCAUGUCUUCAUCAACUGCCACAUUUACAUUAUGGUCUUAAAAACCAGGAAACGAGAUACAGACAGAGAUAUUUAGACAUGAUUAUAAAUGAACCGGUCAGACAGAAAUUUAUAACCAGAGCUAAAAUUAUAAACUACAUUAGAAAAUUCUUUGAUCAACAGGGUUUCUUAGAGGUAGAAACUCCACUAAUGAAUAUGAUCCCAGGUGGUGCUACAGCCAAACCUUUCAUCACACAUCACAAUGAUCUUAACAUGGACUUAUAUAUGAGAGUAGCACCAGAACUUUAUCUCAAAAUGUUAGUGGUUGGAGGUAUGGACCGUGUAUAUGAGAUAGGUAGACAGUUUAGAAAUGAAGGCAUUGACUUAACACAUAACCCUGAGUUUACAACAUGUGAAUUUUAUAUGGCCUACGCAGACUACCACGACCUAAUGGUAAUAACAGAGUCACUGGUAUCUGGUAUGGUAAAGACCUUGACUGGUGGCUAUAAAGUACCCUAUCAUCCUGAGGGUCCAGAUGGACCAGUGUGGGAAGUGGAUUUUACACCACCAUUCAGAAGGAUUAAAAUGAUUCCAGAAUUAGAGUCCAAAUUAGGAGUUAAAUUUCCAAAUCCUACAGAAUUUGGCAAAGAGGAAAGUAGAAAAUUUCUUGAUGACCUAUGUAAAAAGAAUGGAGUAGAAUGUACAUCACCAAGAACAACAGCCAGGUUAUUAGACAAAUUAGUUGGUGAAUAUAUAGAAGAGCAAUGUAUAAGUCCAGCCUUUAUUACAGAACAUCCACAUAUUAUGAGUCCAUUAGCUAAAUGGCAUAGAACAACACCAGGUUUAACAGAAAGACUAGAAAUGUUUGUUUGUAAAAAGGAGAUAAUAAAUGCAUACACAGAGUUAAAUGAUCCUGUAGUCCAGAGAGAGAGAUUUGCACAACAAGCUAAAGAUAAAGCCGCUGGAGAUGAUGAAGCUAUGUUUGUAGAUGAGAAUUUCUGUACGUCUCUAGAAUAUGGUCUGCCCCCAACAGCUGGAUGGGGUCUAGGGGUUGACAGAUUAGCUAUGUUUCUUACAGAUUCAAACAAUAUAAAGGAAGUAUUAUUAUUCCCCGCCAUGAAACCUGAUGACCAGAAACCCCCAGUCAAAGAAGGAGAAGAAGGAAAUGAAAGCUAACGAAAAAAACAUUUCAUGACAUCUUGUUAUUUAUUUAUUAUUUUUAAGAAUCUUAAUUGCAUGAGAAUUUUCUUACAAUAAUGGUAAGAUAUUUUCAUUAGGCCUAUUGUUAAUGAAAAUCUGUAUUUCAUGCAGGAUUUUAUAAAUGACUUUAACAGUAAAUCAUUUGAAAAAAGAAGAUUCAGUAAGACCUUUAACUUACCAUAAAUAAGAUUUUGAGAUAAAGAUUUCGAAGAAAAGACCAGAAAUAUUAUUUUUAUACAAAAACAAAACUGAUAUGCCACUCAUUAAUUAAAAUUGGCUUUGUGUUAGGUACCUUAGAUCAAUUGAGGGCUACACAAAACAAAAAUUUUACACUUUUUUGCAGUGUUGAUAUGAAUAUAUGUACAGUUCUUAAUUAAGAGAACAUUUUAUUUGUUGAAUCAUGAAGCUAAGACGUCAAAUAAGACAUUUCUAGAAUUACUUAAAUUUUAUCUUUAUAAUGAAAUAUUCUGUCAUUUUGCAUGUAGGACAAAAAUGGCAUUUGAAUCACAUAUCUUUAACCAAUUCCUUUUACUUGAACAUAGUGUUUUGAAGAAUUACAGGUUUUGGGAGCUUUUGUUUAAUCAUUUGCAUCAGUGUACCUUUAGUUAUAUACACAUGAUUUCUUGAGAUACGGAUUAGUUUAUAGACAUCAAAUAUUCUGAAAUUCAAGAAUUAUAUUGAAUAUGGAGUUUUGCUUGAAAUUUCCUACAUCAAGCUUAUAUUGAAAAAGAUUUUAUUAGUAAAAAAAGUCUAGAAUACCAAGCUUGUAUGAAAACAGCUGAAAUAUGAAAUAAAUUUUUAUUAAACUUUCUGAAACAAAAGUCUAGAUUUAGUUAUUCAAGUUUUUAUUAUGCAGUAGUUUACUGUCAGAUUAAAAAUUAAGAGACCUUGCCAUACAAAUCAGUUUAAUUGUAUUUUGUCCAAUGACAACAUAGAGACAGAAAAUGUUGAGUACUUAAUCAAUCUCAGUUUACUGUGAAGGAUGUUAACAACAGUGUGUAUAUUUAGAUUGAAAUUUAUGAAUUUGUGUCUGUUUUAUAAACAUUGGUUGUUUGAGAGAAAAAUAAAAGUGCUACAUAUUUAUAUAAUGAA
This is a messenger RNA of Mytilus trossulus (common blue mussel), 3040 nucleotides long. Its product is annotated as lysine--tRNA ligase-like. Gene Ontology annotation, molecular function: lysine-tRNA ligase activity; tRNA binding; ATP binding. Gene Ontology annotation, biological process: lysyl-tRNA aminoacylation. NCBI's taxonomy places the organism in Eukaryota, Metazoa, Mollusca, Bivalvia, Mytilida, Mytilidae. The transcript has 16 exons. The record is from RefSeq and is a predicted model, not a curated record. Gene Ontology annotation, cellular component: cytosol; mitochondrion; cytoplasm. Bases 116 to 1924 code for a protein of 602 amino acids.